Didymodactylos carnosus is the source of this 862-nucleotide messenger RNA. The record is from the annotation of a GenBank genome assembly. Lineage: Eukaryota; Metazoa; Rotifera; Eurotatoria; Philodinida; Philodinidae.
CGCACUCCGUUCUCCAUUCAGUCCAAACUCCGUUUUCUUUUCAUAAUUUUUUCCUUUAAUGUUAUCGAAUACUUUCUAGAUGUGUUGAAUCUCACCUUAUUAUUAUUGAAAACUUGAAUAUUUUAGCUUGGAUUCUUGGAUUCCAAAAUUUGUUAUUGAAAUUUUUCUAAAACAUUGUUUUGCUUGUCAAGUCCGCAAACCAGUUAAGCAGCAUGUGGUUUCCAAACCGAUAAUUUCAUUGGGUGUUAUGACCAGAUUGCAAAUUGAUUUGGUUGAUAUGAGAACACGCCCAGAUGUCGUUUCGAAUGAUGUUGUAUAUCAAUGGAUUUUGAAUUGUAUUGAUCAUUUUUCGAAAUUCAGUUGGGCGUAUCCAUUACAAAAUAAAUCGGCUGCUGAAGUGGCUAAAUGUUUGAGAGGAUUGUUUUAUGUUUUUGGACCUCCACGUUUGUUGCAUUCGGAUAAUGGUCGCGAGUUUGAUGCUGAUGUUGUUCAAGAAUUGAAAGCGUUGUUUCCAGAUAUGUGUUGUGUAAGAGGUAACGAAUUCGCUACAUUGGUCAGAAGGUCUUGCACCAGUCGUGGAAUUAAAACUAGAGUUGCAAGUGCAACAAAAUGUACAUCUCAUGAGGUGAUGUUUGGACAAAAGCCAAGAUGUGAUCAAGAAUUCUGGAAAAUUGUACAAGAAAACGAUAUUGUAGAUGAAGAACAAUUGCCAACACCGGUAGAUGGUUUUUCGGAUGAUAUAGUUUUGGAUGGUGGGCUUGUGGAUCCAGAUGGUACAACAAAUUCUACAAUUUUUAUUGAUACUGAAACUCCUCCUGAUGAUGCUAAUAUGCCUUCUUUUCCUGAUGUAUCAUCAACAUGA